Messenger RNA from Paramacrobiotus metropolitanus, 1005 nucleotides. Its product is annotated as muscarinic acetylcholine receptor gar-3-like. The transcript is spliced from 2 exons. NCBI's taxonomy places the organism in Eukaryota, Metazoa, Tardigrada, Eutardigrada, Parachela, Macrobiotidae. The record is from RefSeq and is a predicted model, not a curated record. Gene Ontology annotation, molecular function: G protein-coupled receptor activity. Gene Ontology annotation, cellular component: plasma membrane. Gene Ontology annotation, biological process: G protein-coupled receptor signaling pathway. The coding region runs from base 202 to 1005 and encodes 267 amino acids.
CGGUACUGAUGACAAAUUGUUGGUCCUUCCCUGCUGUGGAUCGACCUGGUUUUUCCAGUUUAAGGCAAAGUAUAGAAGCGCUACUGCCGAUCGCGGACAGGAAUCGUGUCCAUUCUCGUCAUAACGAUUGUCGGAAUCUUGUCGAAUUUGCUGAUCCUGAUAUUGUUACUAAAAUCUAAUCCCGGACAAACGCCGUUCAACAUGUACCUCAUCAAUCUGAUUUUAGCCAACUUUUUGCAUUUUAUCACCGCGGCACCUUUGGAUCUGAGCACGACAUUAAUGGGCAACUGGCCGCUAAAUUACGCCGCCUGUACAUUCUGCCUAUACGCCGGCUACAUCAUCAACGCGGCCAUCCCGCACAGCCACAUGUUGGUCACCCUCAACCGUAUCUGGGCCGUAACCUUUCCUGUCAGCUACCGGCACUAUCAUACCGGAGCCAUGGCUGCCAGCCUUUGCCUGGCUAUGUGGCUGUACAUUCACGCGCUGCUGCCGCCGCAAUUGAUUCGUGAUGCAUUGUAUUAUCGUUUUCAGCAGAAUGUGCCAUUUUGCUGGCUGAAUGCGGAACAUCCGGCACAGUGGCGGCUGGUGCUCUUCACCGAGUUCUGGUGCUACAUUGUACCGCAGACCGUAAUGUUUACCGGUUAUCCGUACAUUAUGUACAAACGCCGUCGGCGUUUGCAGUUUUCAGCAGAGCGACGGGACGGUACACAGCCUAGCGGGACGACAAACCCUCCUGCGUCAAAGAACCUGGUGGCCGCGCCAGCUAGUCGCCCAUCCACCGGCUACAGAGUGCUGACCAUCCUGACUUUAACGGCAUUUGUCUGUUGGAUUCCCAGCAUGGUGUACUUCAAACUGAAUUUAUUGAACGGAUAUCAGAGUGCUCUUUUCUAUCAAGUGGGCGGGACAAUGGUGUUACUGCAGGCUGCAGCCGACCCAUUGUACAUCGCCCUCAGCGUAAAAGGCAUUCGUGCAAUAUUGAAGACCAUGAUUUGCUGUGGAACAUAG